Messenger RNA from Helianthus annuus (common sunflower), 2446 nucleotides. RefSeq lists its product as uncharacterized. The transcript has a single exon. The record is from RefSeq and is a predicted model, not a curated record. NCBI's taxonomy places the organism in Eukaryota, Viridiplantae, Streptophyta, Magnoliopsida, Asterales, Asteraceae. The coding region runs from base 1399 to 2298 and encodes 299 amino acids. Gene Ontology annotation, biological process: root development; shoot system development.
UGACAUGUUCCACCUAUUAUUUACUUCGCCCUGUGGAGAUCAAACACAACCCAACCCAAAUCAAACCAUGUACAAAUUAACACGUCAAAUGGCCACAUGGUUUCAUCUGUUCUGACCUCAUUCCAUUUGGAUUUAAUCCAGUUUCUUCAUGAAGACCACAAGUGCUACUUGGAGCUGACCUACAAAUUCGACAUCCAAAAAGAUUGGCCCGCCUGGACAGGUUUUCAAGAAUCAUUGAUGUUUUUUCACGACUCACUUACACUUAGAAUCAUCCAGAUAUUUUUUUUUUCAUAAUCGUGGUAAAAUUUUAUACGAGGUCGGGUGGCAGUGGCAAGAAGUCUGUUACUUGUUGGUGUAUCAUAACAAUACAUACAUUAGGUGCAAUGUGCAAACCUUAUUUUCGUGACUUGCAAGCCAUGUGGCCUUUUAUAGCUGAUUUGUGAGGGAACUUGUUUCUCAGUUUGAAUGAUCAUUGAUUUGUCACAUAAUAUUGUUUUAAGGAAAACCAUCCUAUUGUGAACUUAGAUUCAUAUAGAUAUCUAACAUUAUCGUUUUUUUUAAUACGACUCCCAAAGCUAGAAUAAAUUUUAUAUAGUAUGCAUGUUGCCAGAUUUAAAGAGUAAAUGGCAAACUUAGGGGGGACGGGGCGCCACGUGAUGGCAUCUCCACCACGCGUGGAACCAUCACGCACACUGCCGCCGGUCAUCUCCACAACGCGUGGAACAAACAUAUAACGCGUUGAGAUUUUCACGAGUGAAAAAGUUGUGAGUGAUGAGUGAUGGGUGCCCCUACCCCUAAGAAGUUAGCCACAUAUAAUUAUAUGAUCUGGAAACAUGAUUAUAAGACUAAGUUACUUAUCUAAUAAUGGAGUGUGCUUAGAUACAGAGUACUUAAUAACUCAAUGAUUGUUCAACCCCGUACAUUUGCCUGGUCUGGCUGGAUUGAUUUUACCACUAAAAUAUGAUUAUCAGUUCCAGACAAGCUGAUAUACACCAUUAUUUAGACUAAGAAAUAGAUGUCGGGUCAUUGAACUGAGUAUACAAAUUUUAUAUGAGAACCGUAUAUUCAUAUGGGUUUAGCCAUGAAUUAAAUAUUACCUAUGGGUACGUACGUACAGCCAAUGCCACUCGUAAUAUAUAAAAAUGAAAGAUUUAGCAAUAUGUGCAAAAUAUCAGAUAUAUUGGUAUAAUAAAGGAUUAGGGAGACAAUGCCAUAACAUAACAGCUCAUAUAUGUUUCAAAAUAAUUCAAUAAUGCCAAACUUUGCCUUCAUAACCCACAGAGGCCUUUGCCUCUUCUGUCCGUAUAAAUACCCUCAAAAGUAUAUUAUAUAUUAUACCAAGCUUUCAUAUUUUCGGAUCCUUGAAUUUUGCCUUAGUUUUCAAGAAAGUUGAUAUAGAUGGAAGGCUCAUCAUCUACUUCUACAUCUACAUCUCAUUUCAGAUCUAUUAGUCUACCAUCUAGGUUAACCCAUCCUUCUCAUAAUUUGAUCGAAACGAAAACAAAUGAGCUGAAAGCAUGGGGAGACUUGGUAUGCUCGUCUCAAACCAUUCAAAAUGGUUUGGUUGGGUUGGUGGAGUUGUAUGUUUGCGUGGAUGAGCUUUUUCGAUCUCCACAUACCCAACAAGCUCUUUCACGACAUCAAUGUCGAACUUUGGUCGAAGAUGCCUUGGAGGGGUCAAUCGUGUUGCUAGACUCGUGUAGCAUCCUCAAAGAAAUCAUCGAGCUAAUGAAGGAAAACGUGCAAAUUCUUCAAUCAGUCCUACGAAGAAAAGCUAGCAAUUCGACAGUUGCUGAUCAAAUUGCAACGUUUCUAUGCUUUAGAAACAAAAUAAGGAAGAGCAUCAUCAAAAGCCUUGGGACAUUAAAGAGCAUAGAAAAGAAAAUGUGUCUAGUUUCAUUUCAAGAUGUGGAUCAUCAUGUAUCAAUGGUGAGUAAAGUUGUUGGAGAAGUUAAUGCACUCACAAUCUCCCUAUUCAAAACCAUUCUAGUCUUUUUGUCACCUAAGUCCAAGGCUACUAACGGUUUUCAACUCUUAUCAAAGUUUGUGUUGAGGAGUAAAUCUACACAGGAAAAAGUAAAGGUGUUUAUCAAUGAGGUGGAAGCCAUUGACAUGGCCACCUUGUCUCUACUCAAAAGUUCGCACAACCAUGAGAUGAAUGAUGCUGAUGUCCAAAUGAUCCUAAAGAAUUUGCAAAUUCUAGAUGUUUGCAUUGAUGGGUUUGAUGCUGGACUAAAUUGCCUUUUCAGGAAAUUGAUACAAUAUAGAGCAUCGAUUCUGAACAUGGCUGUUUGUUAGACGUUAAUAGUUUUUAUAUGCAUUUUCGAAGCAUUUGUGGGCAUUUUGUAUCACAGUUUGUUAAUGCGUAGUGUAUAUACAAUGUCAGUUUUUUAUAUUAUUCUCAUUUAUAUCUGGAUUUAUGAACUUGAAUUUUGUUCCCAAAAAA